Messenger RNA from Apodemus sylvaticus (European woodmouse), 1221 nucleotides. RefSeq names its product immunoglobulin binding protein 1 (gene Igbp1). NCBI's taxonomy places the organism in Eukaryota, Metazoa, Chordata, Mammalia, Rodentia, Muridae. Gene Ontology annotation, biological process: regulation of dephosphorylation; regulation of signal transduction. Gene Ontology annotation, molecular function: protein phosphatase 2A binding. The transcript has 6 exons. The coding region runs from base 29 to 1051 and encodes 340 amino acids. The record is from RefSeq and is a predicted model, not a curated record. Gene Ontology annotation, cellular component: cytosol.
UCCUUCCGGGUUUCUUUCUUUCCACAAGAUGGCAGCGUCUGAAGAGGAGUUACUGCUGCCGCGGCUUCCGGAGCUCUUCGAAACCAGCAAGAAACUUCUGGAGGACGUGGAAGUAGCAACCGAACCCACCGGCUCCCGAACAGUCCAGGAUAAGGUGUCCAAAGGACUAGAACUCCUUGAGAAGGCUGCUGGAAUGUUAUCGCAGCUUGAUUUGUUCAGCCGAAAUGAAGAUUUAGAAGAGAUUGCUUCCACCGACCUGAAGUACCUGAUGGUGCCGGCGUUGCAAGGAGCUCUCACCAUGAAACAAGUCAACCCCAGCAAGCGUCUAGAUCAUUUGCAGCGGGCUCGAGAACACUUCAUACAUUUCUUAACUCAGUGUCAUUGCUACCAUGUAGCAGAGUUUCAGCUACCCCAAACCAAGACUAACUCAGCUGAAAAGAAUACUGCUAGCUCCUCCAUGGCCUAUCCAAAUCUCGUUGCUAUGGCAUCUCAAAGACAGGCUAAAAUAGAGAGAUACAAGCAGAAGAAGGAGGUGGAACAUAGGUUGUCUGCACUGAAAUCUGCUGUGGAAAGUGGCCAAGCAGAUGAUGAGCGUGUUCGUGAAUAUUACCUCCUUCACCUUCGGAGGUGGAUUGGGAUCAGCUUAGAAGAGAUUGAGAGCAUUGACCAGGAAAUAAAGAUCCUGAAAGAAAAAGACUCUCCAAGAGAGGAAUCAGCUUGUCACUCAUCUCUUCCAGAGAAGCCGCCAAUGAAACCCUUCAUCCUCACUCGGAACAAGGCACAAGCCAAAGUGUUUGGAACUGGUUAUCCAAGCCUGGCAACUAUGACGGUGAGUGACUGGUAUGAACAGCAUCAGAAAUUCGGAGCAUUGCCAGAUCGGGGAAUAGCCAAGCCGGUCUCAGCUGAUUUCCAAAGAGCAGCUCAACAGCAGGAAGAUCAAGAGCAAAAGGAUGAAGAGAAUGAGGAGAAAGCCUUGCACAGGAUGCGAGAGUGGGACGACUGGAAAGACACCCAUCCCAGGGGCUAUGGCAACCGACAGAACAUGGGCUAGUCAUCCCAGAAGGCCAAAGGACAAUGUGGUGCACACCUUCACACCAAGGACAACUUCAGGAGGGUGCAGUGAGAGCAGCCAUGCAGAGUCUUGCUUUGCAUUUGAUAGUGUCAAAUAAUUGCUUGUACCCUAUAGGUAAUGACCAGUGAAUUUUUGUUUGGCUUUAUUAA